AUGCUUCCCUUGCGUAUCAAUUUGUUGUUCGUCUUUUGCACUAUCAGCGUUGCCCGUGAGAUCACUUUUCCACCCGUGGCAGCAAUCCCAUCCAAUGGUCAAUCAAUCCUUUCCACUGCCGAUGAUCUACUGGUCGAAGCGCUCAAAUUUUCUGGCUUGAGCACGUUCGCCAAUGUCCCAUUCGUCCACUGUCUCUCGAAAGACCAAGAUGUUGAGAAGUACGAUAUUGCUAUCCUGGGAGCUCCAUUUGAUACAGCGACAACGGCCAGGCCAGGAGCACGGUUUGGUCCUCACGGGAUCCGAGAUGGGUCAAGACGCAUUACUGGUCUAAUGGGAUGGAACAUCUAUACAGAUCGAAACUCUUUCCUUGACUGGGCCAGGGUCGUGGAUUGUGGUGAUGCACCUCUUACUUUCCUUGAUAACACUGUGGCUCUGAAGCAACUCGAGCACGCACACAAAACCAUUUCAGGUCGUCCGGCAAAUGCUACAGAUGUUUCGAAGACUCCAAGGAUCAUUACUCUUGGUGGUGAUCACACCACCACGCUUGCAGCGCUGCGUUCUACCUAUGAUCACUGGGGAGCGGUGAGUGUGAUUCAUUUCGACAGUCAUAUCGAUACCUGGGAUCCGAAGAUCCUUGGUGGCGGUAUCUCGCAAUACGCAGGUGUCAACCAUGGUACUUUCUUGCAUCUGGCACACGAAGAGGGUUUGCUGCUGAAUGGCUCGAUCCAUGCGGGUAUUCGAGCUCCGUUGGUACGCCGGAAGGGCGACAUCAGGAACGACAAAAGGUGUGGAUUCGAAAUCGUGACAGCAAGAGACAUAGAUCGCAUUGGGAUUGAUGGCAUUGUCAGGCGGCUGAAGGAACGAGUUGGCAAUACGAAGGUCUAUAUCUCGGUUGACAUUGAUGUUCUCGAUCCUGCUUAUGCUCCCGCUACUGGAACGGCUGAGGUUGGCGGAUGGUCAACUCGAGAACUUCUUAGCAUCCUAGACGGCCUCGAAGGGAUGAAAGUCAUCGGUGCUGACGUCGUUGAGGUUGCACCCGUCUAUGACAACGUGGGAGAGACAACAAAGCUCGCGGCAGCCGAGGUCGUCAACUCAUUGAUGAGCUUGAUGGUAGAGACGCCAGUGAAAUCCUGA
This is a messenger RNA of Endocarpon pusillum Z07020, 1134 nucleotides long. RefSeq names its product agmatinase 1. NCBI's taxonomy places the organism in Eukaryota, Fungi, Ascomycota, Eurotiomycetes, Verrucariales, Verrucariaceae. The coding region runs from base 1 to 1134 and encodes 377 amino acids. The transcript has a single exon. Gene Ontology annotation, molecular function: agmatinase activity; metal ion binding. The record is from RefSeq and is a predicted model, not a curated record.